AUGGACUUUGUCGAACGGAUCAUAGGAAGAGAGACGGUAUUCGCGUUCAAGCUUGCCUUCACAGUUGGUUCCACCGUCCUCGGCUACACCCAGAGUUCGAUUUGGGUCAUGCUCCAUGGCUACGCUGAGCAGACCUGCCUCUCUACCGUCCAUGUCACCGAUAGCGACCCCCUCUACCGCAAUGUCGUCAAGUGGAUGGAGGAACACGUCUUCAAGCAUCGCAGCUUCCGGUCCGUCAAGGCUGUGACUGAUGGUCAGUCGUCUGACGGAUCUUCCUCCCGCAGCCACCGCCGCCAAAUGAUGAUAGAUCGAUGGUUGGGGAGUCCUCCCAAAAGCCAAGCUUGGCCACUCGAUCGCCCGUCCAUCAAGCUCAAGCCCUACACUGGAUCGCUCUUCUUCACCUUCAAUGGAAAGUGGAUAUACUUCACCCAUUCGACCAAGACCGGGGUGGAUCGUUCGGAAACGCUUGACAGAAGACACCUCACCCUCCAGACAUUCGGCCUCUCCCAUCACUACCUCCAUCUUUUCCUUGAAGAAGCUACCUCGUACUGCCGCAAGGUUAAAAAAAACAAGGUCAGCGUCUACCGUCCAGGUAGCGGUAUCGACAGAUGCCAGUGGGAACCAAUCGCCACGCGUCCGGCCAGGUCAAUUUCGACGGUUAUCUUGGAUAGCAGCAAGAAGGAAGCUGUGUUGGCAGAUAUGAAAGAGUACCUUGAUCCCGAAAUCAGACAGUGGUAUACCAACCACGGCAUUCCCUACCGUCGCGGAUACUUGUUCUCUGGCCCACCCGGCACCGGCAAAACCAGCCUGUCGUCUGCCCUUGCUGGUGUGUUCGGCCUCGACAUCUACAUCUUCAGCCUCGGGAACCAGAUGAUUGGGGAAUCGGAGUUUGAAACCCUAUUCUCCCAUAUUCCCGCCGCGUCUAUAGUGCUCUUAGAGGACAUCGAUGUGGCGGGGAUGGCCCUGCGCAGGGAUGGCCUGCAGCCUGCAACAUCUGGCCCCCCUACCGGUACAGCCGCCGAAGAUGGGUAUUUCGAAAGGGCUGCUAGAGGCGCAAUUCGCUACCCGCCAAUCUCACUUUCAACACUGCUUAACGCAAUUGACGGCGUGUCUUCGCAGGAGGGCCGCAUCCUGAUCAUGACUACCAACGCCCCGCAAGACCUCGAUCCCGCCCUCAUCCGCCCGGGUCGUGUCGAUAUGCACGUCCAGUUUGAUCUCCCGUCCCGCGCCGAGUUCCGCGAACUGUUCUGCGCCAUGUUCACCGAUGUUCUGUCCAAGGAGGCGAUUAUCAACACGGGGAAUGAAUCGUGUGAUGCCGAGAGUGGAAAGGUGGAAACGGAGGAAUUCAAGCCUGCAGACUUGGAAUCCCUUGCAACUUUGUUCGCAAAGGCUCUACCAGAGGGCAAAUUCUCCCUCGCGGAUAUCCAGGGCUUCCUGCUGCGCCACAAGCGUCAGCCCUCGGAGGCUUGUGUUAAAGUGGCUGCUUGGGUGGAGGAGCAUUUGGGGUAA
Aspergillus mulundensis is the source of this 1509-nucleotide messenger RNA. Its product is annotated as BCS1 and AAA domain-containing protein. The transcript has a single exon. The record is from RefSeq and is a predicted model, not a curated record. Gene Ontology annotation, biological process: protein insertion into mitochondrial inner membrane from matrix; mitochondrial respiratory chain complex III assembly. Gene Ontology annotation, molecular function: ATP binding; ATP hydrolysis activity. NCBI's taxonomy places the organism in Eukaryota, Fungi, Ascomycota, Eurotiomycetes, Eurotiales, Aspergillaceae. The coding region runs from base 1 to 1509 and encodes 502 amino acids. Gene Ontology annotation, cellular component: mitochondrial inner membrane.